Triticum dicoccoides is the source of this 1366-nucleotide messenger RNA. Its product is annotated as protein GIGAS CELL1-like. Gene Ontology annotation, cellular component: nucleus. The coding region runs from base 327 to 1007 and encodes 226 amino acids. Gene Ontology annotation, biological process: negative regulation of ubiquitin protein ligase activity; regulation of nuclear division. The record is from RefSeq and is a predicted model, not a curated record. Lineage: Eukaryota; Viridiplantae; Streptophyta; Magnoliopsida; Poales; Poaceae. The transcript is spliced from 4 exons.
ACUCAAAACACACAUGUACACCGGCGGCCACUUUGGGCUCCUUAUUUGAAACACGCCCAGAACCCGCUCCUCUCCUCCCCUUCCCGUUAGUUAGAUUAGACCUCUAGAAACUCUGUCUAAAGAAAAGACUAGACAGAAACCCAUAGCCACCUUGAAGCCCGAACCGGAGGAAUCUAGCCAGAACCAGGGAUCAAGUAGGGCCGUACCUUAGGAAGUAGCCAUUGCGAGGUUCGAAUCGACUGGAAUCGGGGAAGAGCAGAGCAAAUCAUCUGCGGAAGGGCAGGGAUUGGCGUGCAGGAUUCGGAGCGGGAGGAAUCUGAGUAAAGAUGGCUGAAGUGAGGAUUGCCAGCAGGACGGCUGUAGCCGAUCGCUCUGGCGGUGGAUUCUUCGUCAGGAGGGUGGCGUCUCCCGGAGCCGUGGUGGACAAGGGCGCCGUCAAGCCGCUUGCUCGUCGGGUCCCGUCACCGUCGAGCAACAAGGAGAACGUGCCACCAGCGUGGGCUGCGUGGACUGCACCCAAGAGGAGGAGCUCCCUGCCCGAGUGGUACCCAAGGACCCCACUCCGCGAUAUCACAUCAGUCAUCAAGGCUGUUGAGAGGAAAAGUCGGCUGCGAGAUGCUGUGGCUCGGCAGCAGCUCCAGUGGGAUGAAGAAGACUCCUCGGAGCCUGAGGAUCCAGCACAAACAGAUGAGGGUAUUCAUGGAAGCACAGCACCAACAAACGAAACCCUGGGUGUUGGCUCGGCUCAAGUUGUUGAAACCACCGCAGCAUCAGCAACCUGCUUGGGCGAGGGCGAGAGCACCACGGUGGUGAAGGCAUCUGAUGACUGCUCCUUGCAGUCUCCAUCCAGACCAAGUGGAGAAGACGACGUGGAGAAGCAACUGGCCAACUCCAUACAAGAGAUUGAGAAUAUGGUGAGCCGGAACCUGAAGCGAACCGAUCCCAAGGCUACUCGGCCUUCCAAGACCCCGGCUGUCCAGAGGCGCACCCUGAUGUCUAUGCGCUGAGCAUCACAUGUCUGCUGCUUUCUUAGCGGCUAGUCCUAACUAACCAUGGUCCUCGGUUCUCUGCUUGAGGAUUUGGGUGGUGUUGUGCUCAUGGUUCUCUGCUUGAGGACUUGGGGUAUGGGCGGUGGUAGCUGGCUCUCUGCUUGAGGGCACAGUUAGGGUUACCUCAUCAGACUUGAUUGUGUUACUGUGUAUGUACUUAUAUAGCAUGUCUGUGUUUUGUCAUUCAGCUGAAGGGCACAUGAACCACCGUCUCCUUGUUUGUUGUUCCACUGUAACUAACAGUAACUAAUAAGACGAUAGAUGUGAUGCAUCUUCGGUUUUGGAGCAAAAUAAUACAGUAUCUUGUUGGUAUGAGA